GCGAUGGGCCAAGGGGACGAGAGCGAGCGCAUCGUGAUCAACGUGGGCGGCACGCGCCACCAGACGUACCGCUCGACGCUGCGCACGCUGCCCGGCACGCGGCUUGCCUGGCUGGCAGAGCCGGACGCCCACAGCCACUUCGACUAUGACCCGCGCGCCGACGAGUUCUUUUUCGACCGCCACCCGGGCGUCUUCGCUCACAUCCUGAACUAUUACCGCACCGGCAAGCUACACUGCCCGGCCGACGUGUGCGGGCCGCUCUACGAGGAGGAACUGGCCUUCUGGGGCAUCGACGAGACGGACGUGGAGCCCUGCUGCUGGAUGACGUACCGCCAGCACCGCGACGCCGAGGAGGCACUGGACAGUUUUGGCGGCGCGCCCCUGGACAACAGUGCCGACGACGCGGAUGCCGACGGCCCCGGCGACUCGGGAGACGGCGAGGACGAGCUGGAGAUGACCAAGAGACUGGCGCUCAGUGACUCCCCAGAUGGCCGGCCUGGCGGCUUCUGGCGCCGCUGGCAGCCGCGCAUCUGGGCGCUGUUCGAGGACCCCUACUCGUCCCGCUAUGCGCGGUAUGUGGCCUUGGCCUCCCUCUUCUUCAUCCUGGUCUCCAUCACGACCUUUUGUCUGGAGACCCAUGAGCGGUUCAACCCCAUCGUGAACAAGACGGAGAUUGAGAAUGUUCAAAAUGGCACCCAAGUGCGAUACUACCGGGAAGCAGAAACCGAGGCCUUCCUCACCUACAUCGAGGGCGUCUGUGUGGUCUGGUUCACCUUUGAGUUCCUCAUGCGUGUUGUCUUCUGUCCCAACAAGGUGGAGUUCAUCAAGAACUCACUCAAUAUCAUUGACUUUGUGGCCAUCCUCCCCUUCUACCUGGAGGUUGGCCUCAGUGGCCUGUCUUCUAAAGCUGCCAAGGACGUGCUGGGCUUCUUGCGAGUCGUCCGCUUCGUACGCAUCCUGCGCAUCUUCAAGCUGACCCGCCAUUUUGUGGGCCUUCGGGUCCUGGGCCACACGCUCCGUGCCAGCACCAACGAGUUCCUGCUGCUUAUCAUUUUCCUGGCCCUGGGUGUGCUCAUCUUUGCCACCAUGAUCUACUACGCUGAGAGGAUAGGGGCGCAGCCCAAUGAUCCCAGCGCUAGCGAGCACACACACUUUAAAAAUAUUCCCAUUGGCUUCUGGUGGGCUGUGGUCACCAUGACGACACUGGGCUAUGGAGACAUGUAUCCUCAGACGUGGUCUGGUAUGUUGGUGGGAGCGCUGUGUGCUCUGGCAGGAGUACUAACCAUUGCCAUGCCGGUGCCCGUCAUCGUGAACAAUUUCGGGAUGUACUACUCUUUAGCCAUGGCUAAGCAGAAACUACCAAAGAAAAAAAAGAAGCAUAUUCCACGAGCACCACAGCUGGGAUCUCCCAAUUACUGUAAAUCUGUCGUAAACUCUCCUCACCACAGUACUCAGAGUGACACAUGUCCGCUGGCCCAGGAAGAAAUUUUAGAAAUUAACAGAGCAGAUUCCAAACUGAAUGGGGAGGUGGCGAAGGCCGCGCUGGCGAACGAAGACUGCCCCCACAUAGACCAGGCCCUCACUCCCGAUGAGGGCCUGCCCUUUACCCGCUCGGGCACCCGCGAGAGAUACGGACCCUGCUUCCUCUUAUCAACUGGGGAGUACGCGUGCCCACCUGGUGGAGGAAUGAGAAAGGAUCUUUGCAAAGAAAGCCCUGUCAUUGCUAAGUAUAUGCCGACAGAGGCUGUGAGAGUGACUUGACCAGGCGGCUUGGCCGAGGACACUGGUGGCUAUUAAGCAUCUGGGUGGACCUGCAGCCCCUCCUCACCCUCGGACAGAGUAAAUUCACGCCAUGCAGGUUUGCCGGACGAGUCCGAGUGGCCCAGGCAUUGUACUAAGACGGACGUAGCUUUUUCUACGGCCAUUGGUAACUGACCGUAGAGGAUCGCCCUUCUUUCUUUUCAUUUUUCUUAGAAGUUACCUUUUCUUUGGGGAGGGGGGUGAAGGGAAGCCUUAGCAUGACUUGCAUGAAGUUAAACAGAAAACCCAGCUAAACCAAACCCACCAGCUCCUGCUGUGACUGUAUGAUUACCCUCACCACCACCAAGAAUGGAGAGAAGUCAAGGGUCCUUUCUUUCAGCGCUCUUUAUUUUGACACAUGGAGUCGGAGCCAAACUGUAAUGGCGCUUGGUAGAAAUCUGUACAUUUCUGGGAGUGGGGGGACAAGGAAGAAGGAUGGGGCCGGGGAAUGGAUUGCUGUUUGUACACAAGACCCAGAGGAAAGGUUUCAAAAAGGUAGUCAGUCAUUGGUCACAUUGACCUCACCUUCGUAGCUCAACUCUCACGUGGAAAACAGAGAACUUUGCUCCGAAUAGAACUGUGGGAACUCACAUUGCCGCUCUCUUCCAUCUCUGGCAUGCUUGUGACUCAGCGGACGUCUCCCCAAGACCCCGACAAGCGGCUAGUUUAGGUUGAUUCUCAUCUCAGUGUGUAGAUCCAGUGUAACCAAGUUUCAUAAUGAAUUGUUCAUAGUUACAGCAUAUGGAUUUUCCAAUGUCAUUUUAAAACCAGGAUGUAGAGUACCUCCAGUUCAGGACCACCUGAGGAGCACCUCCUCUCCACCUUUGCUAAGGCAUAACCUGGCACUGUAUGCAAUUUAGUACUUCAACGUAAAAAAAAAAAAACCAAACAAAAACUGCAUGCCCAAUGUUAUGCAAAGAGAUUCGAGCAUGAAAUAAAUUUUGUAACAUGGUUUCUGUCUAGUCUAAAGCAGAUUUGUUUUUCUGAAGCAAUCGGAGGUUUGCAGAGACGCACUUCUGCAUCUUGAAUAAAUAUAGUAUUUUCCCAACAGAAACAGAGGACAGUAGCUUGGCUUUGGUCUGAUUCUAAAAUUAGUGUGUGUGGGGGAAAGGAUGAUAUUUUUGAAAAACACAUGCU
Messenger RNA from Myodes glareolus (Bank vole), 2937 nucleotides. It is a transcript of the gene Kcnc1, whose product is annotated as potassium voltage-gated channel subfamily C member 1. Gene Ontology annotation, cellular component: neuronal cell body membrane; presynaptic membrane; axon terminus. Gene Ontology annotation, molecular function: protein binding; delayed rectifier potassium channel activity. The record is from RefSeq and is a predicted model, not a curated record. Gene Ontology annotation, biological process: action potential; protein homooligomerization; potassium ion transmembrane transport. NCBI's taxonomy places the organism in Eukaryota, Metazoa, Chordata, Mammalia, Rodentia, Cricetidae.